This is a messenger RNA of Microthlaspi erraticum, 324 nucleotides long. The record is from the annotation of a GenBank genome assembly. Lineage: Eukaryota; Viridiplantae; Streptophyta; Magnoliopsida; Brassicales; Brassicaceae.
AUGUUUGAUACAACCGCUAACAUCGUCGACGGGAGAAUCUACGUGAUUAGACUUAUCAACUCGAAGAAUACGAGGAUGGUUGUGUUCAAUACACAAACACAAACUUGGAAGCCUAAGAUGAUAAAGUCUGACUUCGAGCUACGUGGCAUGUGGAGGUGUGAAUGUGUGGUGGUGGCUGAUAAGCUGUACACAAGGGAUUGUUUACGCGCCAAAGGGAAAGCGUAUGAUUUAAAGAAGUGCUGGGGAGUGGUGAAUGGUGUUGAGGAAUUGGUGGCUGAGAUAAGACUUGGUGAGUGUGGGUGGGAGACUGCUGUGAGUUACUAG